This is a messenger RNA of Pantherophis guttatus, 1531 nucleotides long. Its product is annotated as basal cell adhesion molecule-like. Gene Ontology annotation, molecular function: cell adhesion molecule binding. Lineage: Eukaryota; Metazoa; Chordata; Lepidosauria; Squamata; Colubridae. Gene Ontology annotation, biological process: cell-cell adhesion. The record is from RefSeq and is a predicted model, not a curated record. Gene Ontology annotation, cellular component: cell-cell junction; plasma membrane.
UGAAAGACAAGGGAGAUGCAGGAACCCUUUGGCUCUACUGUCAUGACCUGUGGUCACCGAUGGAUGGUCUCUUUUCUUCCCUACCUAAGAGCCCCAGCGCCGAAGCCGAGGAGGAAACUCAGCCGUCGGAGCGCCAUGGCGCAGUUGUUCGGUCCUCGGGGUUGGCUCUUAGCCGCGGCCUUCAGCGCGACCCUCCGCUUCUCUCGUGCAGGAUUCACCACCAUCCGUCUGACUGACCAGGAGGGCCCUAUCCUUGAGGGCAACAAUGUGACUUUGGAAUGCCUGGUCAGUUAUGGGGAAAAUAUGUCGGACUUCACCUUCCAAAAAUACAGCAAGUGGCUCCGUUCUUGGAUCUCUUUGGAUCAAUCUCACGACUUGCGUUGCUGGUUUUACGAUGUCGCCGUGAGUCACGACAACGGGCGCCUCCUUCUGACCAUCAGCGACAUCCAAUCUUGGCACGCCGGACCCUACCGCUGUGCCAGCCUGAAUGCCACCGACAACACCACCGUCUCGGAUGUACUGGACUUGCAGAUGGAGUAUCUGCACAAAGUCUUCAUCAGCCAGUCCAACUCCUGGUGUGGUACGGUAGGAGACUCCAUAACGGUCCUUGAAGGCGACAGCCUGCAACUUCAGUGUUCAGCGGACGCCUCCAAGGCACCGCUCUACGAGUGGAUUCGACAGGGAGAUGACUGGAUCCUGCCCUCAGGUUCCUUAACUCUCUCCAAGAUAACCCAGGAGCAAGCCGGGACCUACACUUGCCAGGCCCACCAUCCAACUUUGCCUCAGUUGACCAAGAGCAAAUCAAUCCGUUUGCUGGUGGAGAGCACCAAGCGCAGCUUCAGUUUUGAGUCCGUGAUGUCCCUCAGCACCCCAAUGCUGGCCCUGGCGGUGGCCCUACCAGCCGUGCUGUUGCUGCUGUUGAUCUUGAUCUUCGCCUUCCUCAUUCCACGUCACCGGGCAGCUGUCCAGAAGAAAAUGGCUUUGGAGGAAUCUGGCCAGCGAACUCCCAUUUACAAAGGCAGCCUCGACUCUGUGCCUUCCGUUGGGGGAGACACCCAGCCUCUGGUGAUGUGAAGCAGAUACCGCCGGAUGAAACGAACUUUUUCAAGAUCCAACUUUUCUUCCUGUAUUGAAUAUGGACUGGCGGCAAUAUCUUUGGUGUACAGUAACUGGUUGUUUUUGUGUAUAUUUGGGGGAAUUGUUAUCUUGGCUUUUUGGGGGGGAAUCUGUUUGGAAGAAUUGAGGGGGGGCAGCAGUGAUAUUGGGGUUCCUACGAAUCUCUCCUUUCCGGCUACAUUAGCUGCUCUUUGCCUGCCAUUCUGUUACCCUUUUUAGGCUAAAAUACUAUUGUUUUUUUUUCCUAUGGCUCAUUUGGCCAAUAUCUGCCCUGACCAGCAUUACUUCUUUCAUGUUUGGACAGAUGCUGACUCUUUAAUAUUUUUACUUUUUAACUUCGAGUUAAUGAUUGAAGAAUAAGGCACUGGGAUAUUACACAGUUUGUUUGUUGAAAAUAAACAAACAUUUGCUCUUU